Diorhabda sublineata is the source of this 1049-nucleotide messenger RNA. RefSeq names its product probable elongation factor 1-beta. The coding region runs from base 181 to 945 and encodes 254 amino acids. The record is from RefSeq and is a predicted model, not a curated record. Gene Ontology annotation, biological process: translational elongation. The transcript is spliced from 7 exons. NCBI's taxonomy places the organism in Eukaryota, Metazoa, Arthropoda, Insecta, Coleoptera, Chrysomelidae. Gene Ontology annotation, molecular function: guanyl-nucleotide exchange factor activity; translation elongation factor activity. Gene Ontology annotation, cellular component: cytosol; eukaryotic translation elongation factor 1 complex.
AUUUAAUGUCGGUGCAGUAUUCUGUAAAGCUGGCUUUAUUACUACAAUUUAAACUUAAGGAAAGAAGAAGAUCGGUCCUUUCACAAUUUCUUUCAUCCUACAUUAAGCUGCUGUUGGCUUAUGGUCAUUAAAUUUAUAUCAUUUACUUAAAAAACGAACUUUAUAACCCUACAAGAAAAAAUGUCAGCUCAUGAUGCAGGUUCUGUUUGGCUAAACAAAAGAAUAUAUGAAGAUGCCGAAAUACAGCAUUACGAAAAUUUGGCAAAAGCAGCUCUAACUCCUUUGGCUGGUGAAGUAGCAAAAGCUAGGCAACGUUUGAUCGAAAGUAGGGACACUUUUACUGCAAAUAUAGAAUCAAUUGAUACUGGAGCUAUUAAAUUUAUGGAGAAGAAAAUUGUAGAAUUUGGAAAAUCUAUUGAUGCUAUCCUUAAACUAUUGAAAAGUUUGGAUGCACGUGUAGUUUCUUUAGAGAAAUCAAAUAAUCAGGACAAAACUGUAAACGCAAUUAACGUAGCAUCGGUACACAAACAAACUCAAAAACAUGCAGAUGAAGAAGAAAAUGAUGAUGAUGUAGAUCUUUUUGGUUCUGAAUCAGAAGAUGAUGAAGCUGCUGCCCAAGUUAGAGAAGAGAGACUUAAGGCUUAUGAAGCCAAAAAAUCCAAAAAACCUGCCCUUAUUGCAAAAUCAAAUGUUAUUUUGGAUAUAAAACCAUGGGAUGAUGAGACUGACAUGAAAGCUAUGGAAGAAAAUGUUAGAAAAAUUGAAAUGGAUGGUUUACUGUGGGGUGCUGCUAAACUAGUUCCUCUAGCUUACGGCAUUCACAAAUUACAAAUUUCCUGUGUUGUUGAAGACGAUAAGGUGUCCAUUGAUUUGCUUACUGAACAGUUAGAACAACUCGAAGAAUUUGUCCAAAGCGUUGAUAUUGCUGCCUUCAAUAAAAUCUAAGUACCUUCUACAAAAAUGAUAUGCUUACGAUGAUCAUGUUUAUACUUUAUAUAUUAAAUUUAUAGACAUUUUUGUCUGGUUUGAUAAAUAUAAUUUUAAUAGCA